GACACACACACACACACACCCACACACACACAUACAGAUAACACACACUCCUACAGGGGAAACACACACAGCGGACACACACUCAGUCUCCAGCAGCUCCAGAGGCGGACGUGUCGGGUGGAGUUGUGUUGAGGUUCUCACUCAACAGGACAGCAGACAUCAUGGUGAACAUACCAGAUUACUAUGCAGGGAAAAAUGUGCUGAUCACCGGAGCAACCGGCUUCAUGGGAAAGGUGCUGCUGGAGAAGCUGCUGAGGUCAUGCCCAGAGGUCAAAACUGUGUAUGUGAUGGUCAGGUCAAAGGCUGGCCAGUGUCCCAAGGCCCGCAUCGCUGACAUGGUCAGCUGCAAGUUGUUUGAAAGGUUAAAAGACGAGCAGCCCGACUUUGCGGUGAAGGUCGUUGCGGUGAGCAGUGACCUCACGCUGCCGGAGCUGGACCUGAGCAAAGAGGAUCAGAGCGUCCUGGCUGAAAACGUCAACGUCGUCUUCCACUGCGCCGCGACCAUCCGCUUCAACGAGCCGCUCAAAGAUGCGAUGCAGCUGAACGUCCUGGCCACACAGAAGAUGCUGGCGCUCGCCCACAGGAUGAAGCAGCUGGAGAUCUUCCUCCACGUCUCCACGGCCUACGCCAACUGUGACCGGGAGCUCAUCGAGGAAGUGGUCUACCCUCCACCCGUCGACUACCGGAGACUCAUCGAUACUCUGGACUGGAUGGAUGAUGAACUGGUUUCCACGCUGACUCCCAAGCUGAUCGGAACACGUCCCAACACGUACACCUACACCAAGGCCUUGGCUGAGUACAUGGUGCAGCAGGAGGCCGGGGACCUGAACGUGGCCAUCGUCAGACCCUCCAUCGUCGGAGCCAGCUGGAAGGAGCCUUUCCCAGGCUGGAUUGAUAACUUCAAUGGACCCAGUGGGAUAUUCAUCGCAGCUGGUAAAGGGAUCCUGCGGACCAUGAGGGCGUCUAACGAUGCUGUGGCCGACCUGGUGCCUGUGGACGUGGUCAUCAACGCCACGAUCGCUGCUGCCUGGUUCUCCGGAUCUCAAAGACCUAAAAACAUCAUGGUGUACAACUGCACGACCGGUGGGAUCAACCCGUUCCGCUGGGGGGAAGUCGAGUACCAUGUAAUAUCCACUUUCAAGAGGAACCCCCUCGAGCAGGCCUUCCGUCGGCCACAUGUUAAUCUCACAUCCAAUCACCUAAUCAAUCAGUACUGGAUCGCCGUGAGCCACAAGGCUCCGGCGUUCCUCUAUGAUCUGUAUCUCAGGCUGAUGGGACGAGAGCCCAGGAUGAUGAAGACCAUCACCCGCCUCCACAAAGCCAUGAUGGUGUUGGAGUAUUUCACCAGUCACACCUGGGUGUGGAACAACGACAACGUGGGCAUGCUGUUGACCCAGAUGAGCCCCGAGGAUAAGAAGAUGUUUAACUUCGACGUGCGGCAGCUGCACUGGGCGGAAUACAUGGAAAACUACUGCAUGGGCACCAAGAAAUACGUCCUGAACGAGGAUCUGUCCGGACUCCCUGCUGCUCGCAAGCACCUGAACAAGCUCAGGAACAUCCGCUACACCUUCAACACCGUCCUGGUGGUGUUCAUCUGGCGCGUGUUCAUCGCCCGAUCCCAGAUGGCCCGAAACAUCUGGUACUUCGUGGUGAGCCUGUGCUUCAAGUUCCUCUCCUACUUCAGAGCCUCCUCCACCAUGAGAUAGUGAGCCGGGGGUCGGGCGGCUGGCGGCGGCUGGCGAGGUGGAGGGACGAGAAGACGAGAAGAAAACCCUGGAGCUCGGCCUGUAGAAGGGUUCCACCCAGUGUUUCCUCCAACACUCUAAAGAUGAACUGGAUCCAUGAAAACACCAGGGACACAGACGGAGCCACUGGACGAGCCUCUGAUAUCUCCGAUAAUCUCCUCGGAGGAUUUAUCUCACAAUGUCGCAGACUAACAGCACUUGGACUAGUUUAAGAACCAGGAGCCGACUCCCUGGUCCGGUUCACACUCUGUGGUGCCAGCUUUCCUCCGGAGCACUUCCUGUAACCCUGCUCCGCUCGCCUGGCUGCAACCUGAAGCUAUGCACUGGAUGAGGCUCUGCUGCAAGACGCCUGCGCUGGUUCCGAGUCGGUCCCGACGUCGUGGCUGUGCCGUAGGUUUUUUCUCUAAACGUAGUUCUAACCGCUUCACCUGCUGCGUGGGUCGCAACUCCCUCACUUCUAUUUUGUAUCUGCCUGUAAGUUUGUUGUUGAGGGUCUUGUCCGUUAUAAAGAAAUGUUUUCAAAACCUGUUUAAAAUAAAAAACGUAUACAUAAGAAAGAAAGAGGCUCAGAAUGAACCGCUCGGUUUCUGGAAGACGACGGAUGUUUCUGAACCAACUCGUGGAGGUUUGUUCGGGAACAGGCCGGCUAAGCGAUCGUAGAUAAAUCUGUCAUCAUCCUCAAAACCAAAGUCUUUCCACCCAUUGUUCAGGUCUGGUUUACUCAGACGACUUCUUAUCAACAGUUGUCAUUUGUCGACUUUCCCUCGUCCUGCUUUGCAAACACAAACGCUUCUCCUCACGUCUGUAAGUC
Molecule: messenger RNA, 2556 nt
Organism: Limanda limanda (common dab)
Lineage: Eukaryota; Metazoa; Chordata; Actinopteri; Pleuronectiformes; Pleuronectidae
Gene: far1
Product: fatty acyl CoA reductase 1
Exons: 13
Coding region: 162-1706 (514 amino acids)
Biological process (GO): long-chain fatty-acyl-CoA metabolic process
Cellular component (GO): peroxisome
Molecular function (GO): alcohol-forming very long-chain fatty acyl-CoA reductase (NADP+) activity
Source: RefSeq, a predicted model, not a curated record